GCGACACGCCAUAGCCUAGCGAGGGAGAGAGGAGCGUUUGUUUUUCUAUAGUGUUCUUGUCCAUAGUCCAUAGCUAGUUUCUUAGGGCAUUGCGCAAUGCGGAGGCGGCGAGACGCUGCCGGCGCCCCGGCUGGAUUGCAAUGCGGGUGAUUCCAUCCAGUCGCGGCAAUGUAUCGAUUCUCUGCGGGCGAUGCCAGGGAUUUGGAGCUGCUGCUGUGAAAUCCUCGAAAUCCUCCAGGCUUGAUGCAUCAAGGUCGAAAGGAUUUGAGCUACUACUUCAAGGCGGAGAGCGCCGAGGAGGCCGCCGCUGCAAUGCCUGGUCCCAGAUCUCCAAAUUUCUCCGCGGCUGCCAAGCCCGAUGUGGCUCUACAGAUGGUGGAGACUCCCAAAUCCAAGCAAGCCGAGGUGGAGGUCGCCGAGGACGCGAAGAAAGGAAGAACCCACGAGGUUUGCUCGGUUCCCUUCUACAAGCUCUUCUACUUUGCGGAUCCACUCGACUACUUGCUCAUGUUCUUGGGGACCUUGGGCGCAAUGGCCAAUGGGUUUGCGAUGCCCGCCUUGACAAUCGUGUUUGGGCAGCUCGCGAACGCGUUUGGACAGAAUUCCGGUAACAUCCACGCCAUGGUUCAUGAAGUUUCACAGGUGGCUUUGCGCUUUGUCUAUCUCGGCGGCGCUGCUUCGGUGGCAUCUUUUGGUGAAGUAGCGUUUUGGAUUUGCACAGGAGAGCGUCAGGCUGCGAGGAUAAGAGGACUGUAUCUCAAGUCCAUCUUAAGGCAGGAUGUGGCUUUUUUUGACAAAGAAACCACAACUGGAGAAGUUGUUGGUAGGAUGUCUGGAGACACUAUUCUGAUCCAGGAAGCGAUUGGAGAGAAGGUCGGGAAGUUUAUUCAGCUGACGGCUACAUUUUUGGGUGGCUUUGCCGUGGCAUUUACGAGAGGAUGGAAGCUGACUCUGGUCAUGCUCUCGGCGUUGCCCCUGAUCGUUGCAGCUGGAGGAAUGAUGGCCGUUGUGGUUUCUCGGAUGUCUAGCAGAGGGCAAGUGGCAUAUGCAGAAGCUGGAGGCAUCGUCGAUAGAGUUAUCGGUGCAAUUCGAACUGUAGCAUCGUUUACUGGAGAGAAGAGAGCUGUCGAAGACUACGAUAAAGCGUUAAAGAGAGCGUACAGUGCUGGGGUGCAACAGGGUAUCGCAGCUGGCCUGAGCCUGGGGUUUCUUCUGCUGAUAGUCUUUUCGAGCUACGCGCUGGCUCUUUGGUACGGCUCAAAACUGGUUCUACAUGAAGGCUUUUCUGGUGGAAGAGUGAUGAACGUGAUUUUUGCGGUUCUUACCGGUGGCAUGGCAUUGGGUCAAACUUCUCCGUGUCUGAAUGCGUUUGCUUCUGGCCAAGCAGCGGCAUAUAAGAUGUUCGAAGUUAUCCACCGUACUCCGGAGAUCGAUGCUUUCCAAUCCUCGGGCAAAGUUCCGGAAAAUGUCAAGGGGGAUAUCGAAUUCCGUCAGGUUGAUUUUUCGUAUCCAUCUCGGCCAGACGUUCAGAUAUUCUCGAAGUUCUCCUUGGGUAUUCCGUCGGGCAUGACAACGGCCCUCGUAGGAGAAAGUGGAAGUGGCAAGUCUACAGUUAUAAGCUUGAUUGAAAGGUUUUACGACCCACAGGCGGGUGAAAUACUGCUGGAUGGAACGAAUCUAAACGAGAUACAGCUGAAGUGGCUAAGGCAUCAGAUUGGUCUCGUCAGUCAAGAGCCAGUUCUUUUCGGCACGUCGAUCAAAGAGAACAUUGGUUAUGGAAAAGAAGGAGCAACACUAGAUGAGAUCCAGAAUGCCGCGUACCUUGCGAAUGCAGCCAGGUUUAUUAACAAGUUGCCACAGGCUUAUGACACUCAGGUCGGGGAGCACGGAGCACAACUAUCAGGUGGACAGAAGCAGAGAGUUGCAAUUGCGAGGGCAAUUCUUAAAAAUCCUCGGAUUUUACUGCUGGAUGAAGCCACGAGCGCCUUGGAUGCCGAGUCUGAGCGUCUCGUGCAAGAAGCUUUGGAUCGUGUAAUGACGGACAGGACGACUGUAGUUAUAGCCCAUAGGCUGACCACGAUAAGGAAUGCUCAUUGCAUUGCUGUCGUGCAACACGGAGCAAUCGUUGAGACGGGUACGCACUUUGACCUUGUACAACGUCCCAAUGGUGCCUACUCCCAACUCGUGCAUCUGCAAGAGAUGCAUCAACCUCCGCCCGUAGAGACCACUGAAAUUGAUCCGGACAGUGUUUUGAUUCAAGAAGAUAAUCGAAGUCUCAGCCGAGCUGCCAGCCGAAACUCUCCAAGCAGGUGGUCUUUCAGCAAAGCUUCUCCAAUCCGGUGGUCAUUUAGCAGGUCUUCGAGUCGAGGGGACGGCCGGCACUCGUUCUCAUUGACAAAGUCAGCAAGUGUUAAACAGGCUGAUGACAGCGAUCAGAAGCAGCCGGUUUGCGAGGAUAUUGAGACUGGACGUACGAAGCCGAAGAAUAUAUCCAUCUUCAGGCUUGCUACUCUGAACAAGCCGGAAGUUCCGAUCGUCUUUGUGGGGUCUCUGGCUGCUGCUGCAAACGGAGUUAUCUUACCCCUGUUCGGGCUUCUUUUGUCAAGCAUCAUCGGCUCCUUUUUCGAAGUCAACGUACACACGCUGCGGAGGGACGUGAACUUCUGGUCGAUGAUGUUCCUCGUCCUUGCGUGCUCCGCUUUCGUUGUCGCUCCGGCUCAGAUACUUUGCUUCUCCGUCGUCGGCAACAGACUAAUCCGUCGCAUCAGAACGCAAAUGUUCGAAAAAAUCCUCCGGCAAGAGAUCUCGUGGUUCGACGCAUCUGAAAACUCCAGGUUCGUAACCUGGAUGCAUUCUCUUCUUUCGGCUCAUCAGUGCUUUUCUUUUCUUUCUUUUCGUUUCAGUGGAGCGCUCGGGGCAAGACUGUCCUCCGACGCAGCACAUGUUCGAAGUAUGGUCGGAGAUACGUUGUCUCUGUUCGUGCAGAACGUAGCCACUGUUGCUGCUGGUCUUGUUCUCGCAUUUACUGCUAGCUGGCAGCUGGCUCUUCUGGUUCUAGCUCUGGUGCCCCUGAUUGGUCUACAGCAUCUUAUGCAAGUCAAGUUUGUGCAAGGCUUCAGCGCAGAUGCCAAGAUAAUGUACGAAGAGGCUAGUCAAGUAGCCAGCGAAGCCGUGAGCAGCAUCAGAACAGUUGCUUCUUACUGCGCAGAAGUGAAAGUCAUGGACUUGUACAAGGAAAAGUGUAGCCUCCCUUUGAUCAACGGUGUGAAGCAGGGGAUUAUCAGUGGAGUUGCUCUAUCCGUUUCCAACUUUGUGCUUUUCGGAUCAUAUGCCAUGAGCUUUUGGUUUGGUUCGCGCCUCGUGGAGAAAGGAGAAACCGACUUCAAGAGAGUGUUUCGGGUGUUCUUCGCCAUCACAAUGAGCUCCGUCGGAAUAUCUCAGUCCGCCGGCAUGGCUCCAGACAUCGCCAAGGUUAAAACCGCCGUCAACUCCGUCUUUUCUCUCCUGGACCGCAAGUCCAAAGUAGAUCCGUUUGACAAGUCAGGAAAGACACUGAAACUAAUCAAAGGUGACAUAGAGUUCCGCACCGUCUGCUUCAAGUAUCCAUCCCGGCCGGACGUGGCCAUUUUCCAGGACCUGUCGCUACUCAUUCCCGCUGGAAAGACUGUAGCACUGGUGGGAGAGAGCGGUAGCGGGAAGUCGACACUGAUAUCCUUAGUGGAGCGCUUCUACGAGCCGGACUCGGGCCAAGUUCUCCUGGAUGGGAUAGACAUAAGGAAGUUCCAGGUGAAGUGGCUGAGGCAGCAAAUGGGCCUGGUGAGCCAGGAGCCGGUCCUCUUCGACGGCACCAUCCGGUGGAACAUCGCCUACGGCAAGGAAGGCGCGGUGAGCGACGAGGAGAUCCAGGCUGCCGCCGAGGCGUCCAACGCUCACAAGUUCAUCUCGGGGCUCCCGGAGGGAUACAAGACGAGAGUCGGGGAGAGAGGCGUCCAGCUCUCGGGUGGCCAGAAGCAGCGAGUAGCGAUCGCCCGCGCGAUCGUCAAGAACCCGAGAAUACUGCUGCUGGACGAGGCGACGAGUGCGCUGGACGCGGAGUCGGAGCACCUGGUCCAGGAGGCACUGGACAGGAUCAAAGUGAAGCGGACGAGCAUUGUCAUCGCGCACCGGCUGGCGACGAUUGUGAACGCGGACGUGAUCGCGGUGGUGAAGAACGGGGCGAUUGUGGAGAGGGGGAAGCAUGCCGAUCUGAUUGGCAUCAAAGGUGGCGCUUAUGCUUCUCUUGCCAAGCUGCAUUUGACGGCCGCGCCCUCCACGUCGUAGAAAUAUAUGAAGCAGCAAAAUUAUUAUAAAAUAAAAAAAAAGUAAUAAUUUUACAAGA
Messenger RNA from Selaginella moellendorffii, 4378 nucleotides. Its product is annotated as ABC transporter B family member 4. The record is from RefSeq and is a predicted model, not a curated record. The transcript is spliced from 12 exons. Gene Ontology annotation, biological process: transmembrane transport. NCBI's taxonomy places the organism in Eukaryota, Viridiplantae, Streptophyta, Lycopodiopsida, Selaginellales, Selaginellaceae. Gene Ontology annotation, molecular function: ATP binding; ABC-type transporter activity; ATP hydrolysis activity. Bases 244 to 4320 code for a protein of 1358 amino acids. Gene Ontology annotation, cellular component: membrane.